Messenger RNA from Cloeon dipterum, 1519 nucleotides. RefSeq names its product zinc finger and BTB domain-containing protein 8A. The transcript is spliced from 5 exons. Gene Ontology annotation, biological process: regulation of transcription by RNA polymerase II. The coding region runs from base 307 to 1431 and encodes 374 amino acids. NCBI's taxonomy places the organism in Eukaryota, Metazoa, Arthropoda, Insecta, Ephemeroptera, Baetidae. Gene Ontology annotation, molecular function: DNA-binding transcription factor activity, RNA polymerase II-specific; protein binding; RNA polymerase II cis-regulatory region sequence-specific DNA binding. The record is from RefSeq and is a predicted model, not a curated record.
ACCUUUGCCCGCCAAUCGCGGCGCCGAUCGUCGGCCAAGCCGCGCCUUCCACCUUUUCCUUUUUCCCGACUCGAGUUGCGAAUUACGCCAAUUUUCUAAUCACUCGCAGAUCAGCGUCGUCCGCAAGAGGUAAUCCACCACUGCCGGACGAGUUCGCCCGAUUUUUGCAAAUUCUUAGGACGUGAACGACCGCGACUUUCGCCACUCUUUAAAUUUGCAAGAUCAGCUCAAGUGUCAAGACAUUUCCGUCGAAGUUCUGUGUGCUCAAUGGUGCGAGGUUGACAAAGUUAAACAAACCGGAAAAAGAUGGAGUACAGCGUGCAACAGUGGCUGAGUGGCGUUCAAAAAGCGUUCCCGGCCGCCGAUAUCGUGCUCGUGGUGGGCCCUGAGGAACGCCACUUCGCAGCCCACCGAGCUCUGCUGUCAAACAACAGCGGCUAUUUGAAGACCAUGCUGGCCAGUCUUCUCCCAGAAACCCAAACCCUUCAUCUGCCCAACAUUUCCGCUGACGCAUUCGACGUUCUCCUCACCUUUAUUUACUCUGGAUAUCUGAACGUCCACCAACAUAAUAUUUACGGUGUUCUCUCCAUGGCGCAUGUUUUGCAAAUGCCGCAAGCCCUGGACGUAUGCCGCGAGUUUUUGGUCAAAAUGGAGCAGUACGAGUUAGCCUGCAAGCGGACCGCGGCCCUCACCUUCGUCUUCAAGCCAGUUGCCACGCACAAGCCGCUGCCGUGCAUGAUGAAGAAGAGCGACACUAUCCGUCUCGGCCGCAACGUUAUUUUACGCUCGAGCGAGUCGCUGUUCAAGUCUGUCAACAAAGUGGCCGCCGAGAAGCAGCCAAAGCCGCAGAAGACGCUGCAAAUCUCAGUGGAGGCUAUCAAGGACGAUGAUGGAAAAUCGGGACGGGUCAUUCUAGACGUGGCAUGUUGCGACGGUCCAGUCCGAUUCCAUCGUGUCCUAAACGACAAAUACGGGACGGAGAAUGUGGCUUGCUCCGAGAAAGCGGCAGAUUCGGAAGAAGAGUCAACCGAGGAGGAGAACAAUUCUAUGGAUCAACCAGACGAGAACUCGACAGAUGAUAUGGGAAAACAGAGAACGAGCAGCAAAGACGGUGAGUCGGUGUACAAGUGUGUUUACUGCAACCACACUUUCAAGAGCCAAUACUGCUACCAGAAGCACACUCGGAGACACAUCAACCCCGUCACAUACGACGUGUUGAAGCUGACGGCCAACCUCAAGGACAACAGCGCGCCCAGGAAUAAGCUGCUCGACAUGAACGUCCAGUACUAUCCCUGCAAGAGCUGCGGUAGCAAGUUUCCCAGCUACUACUUUGUGCACAAACACCGAAAGAUGUGUCACGCCGAGCAAGAGGAAGAUUCCAACAGCAAGACGGAGCCGCAAGCUAAAACCCCUACGUUUAAACCGAAUUGAAUGAGUGUCGACAGUCGAUCUUUUGUGCGUCUUAACACGGUGGCACUGUAAAUUAUCGCUCCGCAAUAAAUUUUUUCCUAAAUAGAAA